AUGCCGCUCACAGCGAAAGAGGUUGUCGCCCACCCAGCCUUCCAAACUAGAGAAUGGGACUUGCCCCCUACGAAGCAGGGGGAAUCCGAAGUCGCCAAGGGACGGCCGGGCGGCCCGUUUAAGCUUCACUACGAAAUCCAUGGAUCAGGAGACGUCAAGCUGGUGUGGAUCAUGGGUCUCGGAGCCUAUUUGACGGCAUGGAAGCGACAGACGAAAUACUUCGGCCACGAAAGAGCACAGCGGUAUUCGAGUCUAGUCUUCGACAACCGCGGGAUGGGGCUCAGCAACAAGCCCACGUGCCGGUACUCGACGUCAGAGAUGGCCAAAGACACGGCCGAGCUUCUGCAGCAAAUUGGAUGGCUGCCCUGUGGAGAGUUGUCACCGUCACCGUCACCGUCACCGGCCUCCUCGGGGCCUCGACAACGCAACCUGCACAUCAUCGGUGUGAGCAUGGGCGGGAUGAUCGCGCAAGAACUCGGGCUGCUGAUCCCGGAGUCCGUUGCGUCGCUGAGCCUGGUGUCGACAGCGCCACGACUGGUGCGGACGAUCCCGUUCAUCGAGAACCUACGCCAGCGGAUCAACAUGUUCAUCCCACGCGACAUAAACGUGCAGCUGGACGAGAUUUCGCACCGGCUGUUUUCCGACGCCUUCCUCCAGCUCCCGGACACCGAGCAGCCGGCCGAUUCGGGCUUGAAUUACCCUACCAACCGCGACCGCUUUGCCGCGGGAGAACUCGCCAAGCGCAGCGACUCCGAGGGCUUCACGAAAAAGGGCUUCGUGCUGCAGGCCAUUGCCGCCGGCUGGCACCACAAGACCGCCCGGCAGUUGCGCCAGCUCGCCGACAGCGUCGGCAGGGAGCGCAUCGCCGUGCUGCAUGGCACGCAUGAUCGGAUGAUCACGUUCCACCACGCCGAGUUGCUGAAGGAGGAGUUGGGCGAGGGUGUCACCGUUAAAGUGUGGGAUGGGGCAGGGCAUGUGCUGGGCUGGGAAGAAGAGCAGAGCUUCAAUCGCUUCCUGGAAGACUUCUUUGAGCGGUGCGAAAAGACCCAAGGCUAG
Molecule: messenger RNA, 1056 nt
Organism: Capronia epimyces CBS 606.96
Lineage: Eukaryota; Fungi; Ascomycota; Eurotiomycetes; Chaetothyriales; Herpotrichiellaceae
Exons: 2
Coding region: 1-1056 (351 amino acids)
Source: RefSeq, a predicted model, not a curated record